AUGGCACAAGUUGAAUCUUACAGCAGAAACUUUAUGCAGUAUUGUAAGAUAGUGGAUGAAGCUAAAAUUAUGAAUAUCAGAAUCUCAAAACUACAAAGAGAAUUGUCUUCUGAUGAUUUUAGGAAUAUUCUAGAUAAGUAUACAUGUGAUAUCAAAGAAAUAAUAUGCAUGACUACCGAAAGACGAAUCCAUAUGAUUAAGGUCAAAAGUUUUAACUAUCAGACAGACUGUCUGCCAUAUUUUGAAGGCCUGCUUAAUAUAAUAAGUUCAUCUCUGAAUACUCUAAUUGAAGCAAGGAAUACAUAUCUUUUAGAUGUGGUCCAUUCAGCAUUUACAAAGCUGAACAAAGAGCUAACAACAGCAGAAGAUUUUAUUGAGCAUUUGACUUUGUUGAACCAAACUUCUGAAUCACUACCAGUACUGGAGGCUCAAUAUAACAAUCUCUCCCAACUCUGUUGUAUUGCAAGAUUAUAUGCUAUCUUUAUUCCAGCUGAGCAGUUUGCCCUAUAUCAGACCCUUUCUCACAGCUUGCAUGAUCUUAAAUCAACUCUCUUAAUUUGUGAAAAAAAGAAGAAUGAUAAUAUUAUAAAAUUCAGUGGAGAUUUGGAUGGAUAUAUUGACAGUCUACAGUUUGAACUUAAGAAAUUUAAAAACAAAGUUAGAAACCCGGUCCUCCUCCUCAGUGAAACACUGCCUAAGACAGCUAAAGAAAUGAUCCAAAAUCUUGUGGAAGAAGCUGCAGUCAUUUAUAGCAAAACCCGAAGUUAUGUUAAGUACCAGGAUUUCUUCUACAAUGCAAUUGCUGACAUGAGAACAGCAUCCUUGGAAAAGAUGUCACAGAAGAGUCAAGCUGGUGAUUCAAGUGCUCAGAGAGUCACCACAGAGCUUUCUGAGAUUGAAGAUGAAUUAACUUUGCGAAAACUAUUGUGGGAUUCACUUGAGGAAUGGGCAAAGCUUUCUUUUAGGUGGAAAUGCACCCUUUUUGAGAACCUUGAUGUAGAUUUAAUACAAAUGGAAGUUAGCAGAUUUAUACAGAUAACACAGAUACUAGAAAAAGGUUUACCAGAAAAUAAUAUAAUAACAGAUCUGAAGCAGUCAUUAAUUAAUUUUAAAGAAGUCUUGUCUGUCAUUAUGUUUUUAAAAAGUCCACAUCUUCAGCAAAGGCAUUGGGAAAUUAUACAACGUAUUACUGGACAAUCAAUUUCUUGGGAUAAAAAGAUUACCUUGGAUAAUGUUUUGGAACUCAAUAUGAUCCAGUACAAGAAAGAAAUAAAUGAAAUAUCAAUAACUGCUACAAAUGAAGCUACACUUGAAAUAAUGCUGAAUAAAAUAAUAGAUCUUUGGAACAAAACUGAUUUCCAUUUAUCUCCUCACUAUUUUGAAGCUUCAACUAUCAUGAUUAUUUCAUCAGCUGAAGAUAUAAUAGCUCAGUUAGAAGACUCUCAAGUAACAAUUUCAAUAAUUAAGGGCUCCUGCUAUGUUGGACCAAUUAAGAAUCUUGUGGAUGGAUGGGAUCAUAAAUUGAAUCUUUUUGCUCACACUCUGGAGGAAUGGUUACUCUGCCAAAGGAACUGGAUUUAUCUUGAACCAAUCUUUCAUUCUGCAGAAAUACAAAGGCAGCUUCCAGAAGAAGCAACUCUUUUCUCUCAGGUCAAUAACAAAUGGAAAGAGAUCAUGGUACAUACAGAGGAAGACCCAAAUGCUCUUAGGGCAGCUACAGCUGCAGGAGUCCUUGAUAUGCUGCAGACCAACAAUGCACAUCUUGAGAAAAUACAGAAGUCAAUUGAGGAUUAUCUUGAAAUUAAGCGAAUGAUUUUCCCAAGAUUUUACUUUCUCAGCAAUGCCGAACUUCUUGACAUUUUAGCUGAAAGCAAAAAUCCUGAUGCUAUACAGCCUCAUCUUGUAAAAUGUUUUGCAAAUAUAAGGAGGCUAUAUAUACGCAGGCAUGAACAGAACCCUACAGUGGUGGUGAUGAUCAUAUCUGCUGAAGAAGAGACUCUUCAAAUGCCAAAGAGUAUUCGUGUCAGAGGUCCUGUUGAGCAGUGGCUAGGAAAUGUAGAGAGCAGUAUGUUUGAUAUGGUAAAAAGAUUUGUAAACCUUGGAAUCAUAGAAUGGAAUAAAGUGAAAUUUAAACAGUGGUUUCUGACUCAUCCAGGACAAGUGGUACUCCUUGUGAGCCAGAUCAUGUUUAAUAAAGAUUGUACAAGAAGCUUCCAGAGUUCUGACCAAAAAAAGGAAUGCAUGGGUGUUCAUGACAAAUUAGUGCAUUGUCUUGAGCAGCUUGCUGAGAUGGUGUCUGACAUUCUGCCACUUCACAAGCAAACCACACUGGAAGCAUUUCUUACUCUGUACAUCCACUGUAGAGACAUAUUAUCUAGUCUGAUGGAGAAACAAAUCUUCAAACUGGAUGAUUUUGAAUGGACAAGGCAAUUGCGUUAUGAAUGGAGUGAAAUAAAUACCACAUGUAGGGUAGUUCAAGGUAAUGCCUUCUUUGUUUAUGGCUACGAGUACUUGGGCUGUUCUUCUCGGUUGGUUAUUACGCCCCUCACUGACCGAUGCUGGUUAACACUUACUGGAGCACUGCACUUGAAUCUUGGAGGCUGUCCUGCUGGUCCAGCUGGCACAGGAAAAACAGAGACUGUCAAAGAUCUAUCAAAAGCCUUAGGAAAAUUCUGUGUGGUUUUUAACUGUUUUGAAGGUUUGGAUUAUAAGAUGAUGGGAAAACUUUUCUGUGGACUAGUUCAGUCUGGAGCAUGGUGUUGUUUUGAUGAAUUCAAUCGAAUAGAUAUAGAGGUUCUUUCUGUAAUUGCUUCACAGCUUCAGACAAUCAAGGCAGCAAAAGAUAGCCAUAUUGUCAGGUUUGUAUUGGAAGGAAAAGAAAUCCGUAUCAAUACAACAUGUGGAAUCUUUAUUACUAUGAAUCAGGGAUACAAAGGUCGUGUCGAACUCCCAGACAAUUUAAAAUCUCUGUUUCGGCCUGUCUCAAUGAUGGUACCAGACUAUCAACUCAUUGCUGAAGUAAUGUUAUUUUCAGGAGGUUUCAAAUCAGCUCAAUCAUUGUCUGGGAAACUAGUCAAGCUUUACCAGUUAGCUAGCAAUCACUUGUCACAACAGGAUCAUUAUGAUUUCGGUAUGAGAGCCAUAAAGACAGUGUUACUGAGGGCUGGAGAGAAGAAAAAAGAGUUAAAAACAGAAAAUAAUCAAACGGGUCUUCAUGCAGAAGAAGCUCUCAUUAUAAUCAGUGCUCUGAAAGAAACCAAUUUACCCAAGUUUCUUGCAGAAGAUGUCCCACUGUUUGAGAAUAUUAUGGCUGAUCUCUUCCCAGAAAUUGUGGUUCCAAAUACAAAUACUAGCAGACUAGAGAAAGCAAUAGCUGCUGCAACACAACAGCUGUGUUUGCAGCCUUGGCCAUCUCAAAUAGAGAAAGUUAUACAGUUUUACAAUCAAAUUCUGACUCAAGUUGGUGUGAUGUUAGUAGGCCCUACAGGUGGAGGAAAAACUAUUGUUAGAACAAUUUUAGAGACAGCUUUGGUACUUUUACCUACUGUACAUUUGGAAAAAAAUUCUAAUACUGAUCCAGUUUUGCAGAACUCAACAAAGAAGGGAAAAGUAGAAAGCUUUGUUAUAAACCCUAAGUGUGUCAGUCUUGGAGAGCUCUUUGGACAGACUGAUCCUAGCACCAUGGAGUGGUCUGAUGGGCUGUUGGCAUCAGCAGUUCGAACAUUUGCAAAACAUUCCAUCAAAAAAACAAAAAAAAAGGAGGCAAAUACUGAUGCCACCUCAGAGAUUCAGGACUGUUAUACUUUGAACACCUUGGAACAAACCAAUUCUUCAGUGGCAGUAAGAAGCAAACAAGCAACAAAAUUUCCUUAUAAUGACUGUGAAACUAAUAAUGACUGGCAGUGGAUAAUCUUGGAUGGCCCAGUAGACACAAUUUGGAUAGAAAACUUAAAUACUGUUCUAGAUGACACUAGAAUGCUCUGUCUUGCUAACAGUGAAAGAAUUAACUUGCCAUCAAGGAUCAGAAUGAUAUUUGAAGUGGAUAGUCUCUCUCAGGCUAGCCCUGCUACUGUCAGUAGAUGUGCAAUGGUUUUUGUGGAUCCAACUAAUCUGGGAUGGAAACCGUACGUUAAGACUUGGCUAUUGAAGAUCUCCAGAAUCAUUCCACAAAGUGGUGUAAAGGUCCUUGAAAGUUUAUUUGAAGUAAGCAUGGAAAAAGGCCUAAACUUUUUAGAUAGACACAAGAAAAUGCAGCCAUUUCCUGUUCAGCAGAUGGGACUUGUAAUGAAUCUCUGCAGAAUCCUUGGUGCUUUUAUUGAUAUAAUGAGAAAAAAUGGAGGCUUUGGUCACAGUGUGGAAAGCAAGGAUGGUCUUGUAGGUACUUCAAAACUGCCACAAACAGUGGAAUCCAAAGCACUGACUACAAAGGCCACCCUAGAAAAGAAAAGGGAAGAUAAGAAAUGGUUCCUGGAAAAAUAUCCUGACAAACUGCCAUCACUGUUAGGAAAACUCUAUGUAUUUGCAUUUACUUGGGCAGUUGGUGGAGUUUUAAGAAGAGAAGAUGAUUAUGAGGAGGACUCUUUGAUUGUCAUAAAUACCACAGAUGAAUGUCUUGUAAAUGUAACGCGCAGUUUCAAUAAUCUUGUUCGUGAUAUAUUUGAAGGAGAACCACCUACUGGUGUUCAGUUUCCAUCAGGAGACAGGGUUAUCUUUGCUUAUUUUGUGGAUUUACAAACAGGUGAUUUUGCACCAUGGACAGACUUAGUUCCUACCACUCAGUUUCUGAUUCAGCAAGCUACUACAUCCACUUCAGAUCCUCCAACAUCUAGGAGUGAUGAAAUGAAGAGCCAAGGAAGUGAAACUGAGAUUCUUAAAUUUAUUCCAAAUAUGGACACAAUUUGCUAUUCUUUUCUAACAAGCCUUCUUUUAAUGAAUAAACAUCCAGUACUUAUCACAGGAGACUCUGGCAUUGGAAAGACUGCAAUGAUUCAGCACAUGCUUGAAAGACUUCAGAAAAAAGGAGGAUUAUCUGUAGCAUCUGGAACAAUUUUAGGAGAUGUCUUCUUAUACAAUGAAACCAAAAGAGCAAGCCUGUUGAAAAAUACCAGUGGCAUAACAUCUGACAUAUACCGGGGUGCCUGGAGAAAAACAUGGGCCUCAAUUGGAGACUCAGCUUUGAAGUUGAUCCAAAGGCCAUAUUCUGCAACUAGUAAUAUCACAUCAUCAUCUGAAAGUAACCAGGGUGUGAUUGUUACCAAAAUACAGUUUGGUGCCCAUACCAGUGCUGCUCAAACCCAGACAUGGAUUCUUCAGAAAUUAAUCCUAAAAAGUAAAGACGUUCUGGGUGCUCCAAAAUCCAAACAGGUGCUAGUGUUCAUUGAUGACCUGAACAUGCCGAUGCCAGAGGAGUAUGGUGCCCAGCCUCCACUUGAAUCACUCAGGCAAUUUUUAGAUUUAGGAGGAUUUUAUAACAGUAAACAACUUGCAUGGAAGAAUGUCCAGGAUGUCUCCCUGGUAGCAAACUGUGCUCCUACAAGUGGUGGAAGAAGUGAGAUUAGCCCACGUCUUUUGUCACACUUCUCCAUAUUAGCUGUGCCUCAACCUUGCUUACAGUCCUUACAACGUAUUUUCCAGGUUCAUCUGGGAACAUACCUGUAUAACAAUAGAUUCUUAUAUGAGGUCCAGAAAUGCAGUGAUCUUUUAACAUCCUCUUCCAUAGCUAUAUACUAUAAUGUGCGCCACAGAAUGCUUCCUACUCCAGCUAAGUGUCACUACACAUUUAAUCUAAGAGAUCUCUUCAAGGUACUACAAGGAUUGUUGCAAGCCCAUCGGUCAAUUAUUGUCUCAAAAGAAACCACAGCCCUUCUCUUUGUGCAUGAAACAACCCGAGUAUUCCAUGAUCGUCUGACUGAACUUGCUGAAAGAGAGAUUUUUCAUAAUUUCCUGUCAAAUGAACUGUGUAACUAUUUUAAGAUUGUAUGGACCAAAGAAAAACUAAUGGAGGAGUCAACUAUAUUUGCUGAUUUUCUAGAUAUGAACAUGCCUCUUGGAAGUAGGAUUUAUCAAAAUAUCACUAACUAUAAAAAACUUGUUUCUGUCUUGGAAGCAUUCCAUAUGAAAAUGAGUUCAACAAAUAAUGAGACUACAAUGGUGUUCUUUAAGGAAGCUGUAGAACACAUUACAAGAGCUGCAAGAGUUUUUCGACAGCCAGGUGCUCACAUGAUCCUGAUUGGACUGGAUGGAAAUGGGAAAGUAACAUGUGUGACUCUAGCCUGCUAUUUAUCAAACUGCAGUCUUUUUAGGUUGUCUAUUACCCACAGUUAUACUUACUCAGAUUUCAGAGAGGACCUGAAAAAAGUUUAUAGGCAAACAGGGCUGGAGGGACAGAGGACUGUUUUUCUUAUCACUGAUUCAGACAUACUAAAGGAAUGUUUUUUAGAAGAUUUGAGCUAUAUUCUGAAUUCUGGAGAAGUACCUGACUUAUUUGAUAAGGAAGAGGUAGAAGAUAUUGUUGUGAAGCUUACAGCUGUUGCCGAAAAGGCUAACUACUCUAACAGCAGAGAAGCUAUUCUUUCAUUUUUUCUGCAGAGAGUUCAUAGCAACCUUCAUAUUGUUUUGACAUCAAGUCCUGCAGGGCAUAAUUUCCGUCAGUAUUGCCGGACAUAUCCUGCCAUUAUUAAUUGCUGUACAGUUGAUUGGUAUGAGAACUGGCCUGAAGAAGCUCUCCUGCAUGUUGCCAAAAACUACUUAAGUCAAAAGAAUAUUUUUGAAGAAAAUGAGACCUUAACAAACAGGGUUACCUACACGUGUGUUGAAGUCCACAAAAAUAUAUCAACAAUAGUUGAGAGGUAUUUGAAGGAAACUAAGAGGCAUUACUAUGUCACUCCCAGUAGCUAUUUGCAAUUCAUAAACACCUUUUCCAGAAUAUUACAGAUCACAAAAAAGAAAACUCUGAUUAACAGGGAUUGUUUUCAAAAUGGUCUAACCAAGCUUCUGGAAGCAACAUCAUUAGUUGCAGAAAUGCAGGAGGAGUUGUUCAUUCUUGGCCCUCAAAUAGAGCAAAAAUCAAAGGAAACAGAAGAACUUGUGGAAAAACUUCGUAGAGACUCAGUAGUAGUGGAACAGGUUCGAAUGCUUGUUAAACAGGAUGAAGAAAUCAUGGCUGAAGAAACAAAAGUUGUGGAACAAUAUGCUAAGCAAGCUACAGAGGAGCUAAAUGCUGUAAUGCCAACUUUAGAAAAGGCUCUUACUGCUUUAGAUGCACUGGACAAAGCCCACAUUGCAGAACUCAGAGUGUAUAUUCACCCUCCUCCUCUUGUACUAACUGUUAUGAAUGCAGUCUGUAUUCUUCUGCAGAAGAAACCUACUUGGGCAACAGCAAAACACCUUCUUGCAGAUCCAGCGUUCCUCAAAACAUUGGUUACUUUGGAUAAAGAUAAUCUACCAGAAAAGGUAUUUCUGCAGUUGAAAAGCUACAUAAAAUCACCUAAUUUUAGUCCAUCAAAACUUGGACUUGUGUCCAUUGCCUGUUGCUCUAUGUGUCAAUGGAUUUUAGCUUUAGAUCACUACCAUGAAGUUCAAAAGGUAGUGCAUCCAAAACAAGUCCGUGUGACAGAAGCUCAGGAAGUACUGAGGCUAGCUCAUCAAAAACUAGCAGAAAAACAAAGAAGUUUAGCCCUGAUUGAAGAACAUCAGCGGAAUUUAGAGGCAAGAUAUGAAGAGAGUGCAGCUCAGAAAGCAAUGCUAGCAACUCGAAAAGAACUAGCAACUCAGCGUCUGAAUAGGGCAUCUGUAUUAAGCACUGCUUUGGAGAAUGAGAUGGAGCGAUGGAAGAAAGCAGUUAAUAAUUUAGACCAAAAGCUACAUGGUAUCAUGGGUGAUGCCCUUAUUUCAGCAGCAUCCCUAGUCUACAGUGGAGUGUUAACUUCAGAAUAUCGUCAGCAGCUAGUGAAUGAAUGUCUGAGAUUGUGUAAUGAGAACAUGAUUCCCAUGUCACCAAAUUAUUCUCUAAUAGCAGCUAUGACAGAAAAGAAUGAGGUCAGAAAAUGGCAAAAUGAAGGUUUACCGCAGGACCAGUACUCCACUGAAAAUGCUAUUCUUGUCAAGAAUGGGUGGCGAUGGCCUUUACUAAUCGAUCCACAAAAACAGGCUUGUAAAUGGAUAUGUCAAAUGGCAGGGGGCAAGUUGCGACAAAUUCAUGCUUCGGAUUCCAGUUACUUAAGAAUUCUUGAAAAUGCAGUGCGAGUUGGAGAAUCUGUUUUACUUAAGGAUCUUGCUGAAACAUUGGAUUCAAGUUUGGAGCCAGUCUUAAAAAAGGAAGUCUACACCAAAGUAGGUAAAGAUUACAUCAGAAUUGCAGGUUCUGAAAUUGAAUACAACCACAACUUCAGAUUAUACAUGACAACACAAAAAGCCAACCCCCAUUUCCUCCCAGCAGUUUGUAACCUGGUCACAAUGAUCAACUUCACUGUAACAUUCCAAAGCUUGCAAGACCAUCUCUUGUCUACUGUAGUAAUUCAUGAGACACCCCAGUUAGAGCAACAACAUUAUCAGUUAUUUGAGAGUAUCUCUGCUGACCUAGUCAUGCUGCGAGACUUGGAACAAAAGUCUCUGACACUGCUACAGAAAGCAGAAGGGCACAUACUAGAUGACCAAGACCUCCUUGACAACUUAGAAAGAACAAAAGUUACUUCAAAAGAGAUCUCUGAACGCAUUGAAGCAUCAGCAAAAACAGAGGCCACCACUGAAAAAGCACGCAAAAGCUAUCUCCCUGUUGCAGCUCGAGGUGCUGUACUCUACUUUGUGGUAGCAGAUCUUGUUAAAAUCAACUAUAUGUAUCAGUUUUCACUGGAAUGGUUCCAUAAAAUCUUUGUAGAAUCUAUGGAGUCUGUAAAUAAACUUCAGAGGCAAAUUUCAAUGUCAGAUUCAACUUCUUCUGUAUCUGGAACAGUACAAGCCCCUAGUAGGCUAAGCGGAAGGGAGUUCAUUCAGAAGGACUGUGAAAAAUGUGAGGAUGAGAAAGACAACUUUAACAGACAUCUUAAAGAUAUAAUUGACCUGUUGACAAGUAAUGUUUAUAAGAUAGUUUCUUCUGCCCUCUUCACUGAAGACCAACUUUGCUUCUCUUUUCUGCUCUGUGCUACAAUCAUGCAAAGUAACUAUGGUGAAAAUCAAGUCCAUGAUGAACUUGGAUUCCUACCUGAAAAUGAAUGGAAAACCUUCCUCUAUUCUCACACAUUAUCUAUGAUAUUUGCCACACAAUCAGAGUCUGAAGAUAAAGGUUCAAAUAUGUUUAAUAAAAGUCCUCAUCUUUUGUGGAUGACUGAAUCUAUGUGGAAGGAAUGUCAAUAUAUGAGCGCUCAUCUGCAGCCUUUCAGUCUUUUGUGUGAAUCCCUUGUGUCAAAUUCCCAACAGUGGAGCUUCUUCCUAAACAGUGAUAAUUUAUAUUCUUUACUUAGCACCUGUUACAUGCCAGCAUCAUCACAGCAAGGUCUGCAAUCAGAAGUAAUGGAAGUAACCACUGAUCUCAAUCGUGACUUGGUAAAUUUUCCCUGGGAGAGUCUUUCUUCAUUUCAAAGACUUAUACUGAUAAAAAUUCUCAGACCAGAAAGUUUAAAUGGUGCAGUACAAGAAUUUGUCACUGAGAAAUUAGGAGCCAGGUUUCUUCAGACUAGAGGGACUAAUCUGAAAGAAGUUUAUGAAGACUCCUGUGCCAGCAGCCCUCUAAUAUUUAUUCAUUCUCCUGGAACAGACCCAACUGUUCAUCUCCUACGCCUUGCACAGGAAAUAAAAGGAAACACAAAGCAUGUGAAAAUGGUUUCUUUAGGACGUGGGCAGGGGAGCAAGGCUGAAGAGUUGAUAUAUCAAGCACAGACUGUGAGCGGACAAUGGGUGUUCCUCCAAAACUGCCACCUUGCUACAUCAUUUAUGCCCAGGCUUUGUACUAUUGUUGAUUCAUUUACCCAACCAAAUAUAAACAUGGACCCUCAGUUUAGACUUUGGUUAAGCUCCACACCCAAUCCUUCUUUCCCUGUUCCUAUUCUGCAGAAAGGUUUUAAGAUGGCAGUAGAACCACCUCAAGGUUUGAAAGGAAAAUUACUUCAAACAUUUGGGUACAGUGGCAGUGGAGAGGUAACUGAAAAUAUCUUCAACAAGGCUGCAUUUGGGCCAUCAUGGAAAAAGCUGCUUUUCAGUUUGUGUUUCUUUAAUGCUGUUGUCCAAGAAAGAAAGAAGUAUGGAGCUUUGGGCUGGAAUAUCCCGUAUGAAUUUAACUCUUCAGAUUUAGAGAUUUCUAUACAGAUGCUAAGAAUGCUUUUGAAGAGCCAAGAAAAGGUUCCUUGGCCAGCAUUGCGUUAUUUGACUGGAGAAGUAGCCUAUGGAGGUCAUGUGACUGAUCACUGGGACCGACGUUGCUUGCUCAGUAUUCUGGACAAUUUCUAUAAUCCUGCCAUUCUGCAGGAGGGUUUUGCUUAUUCUAGUGAUGGGGUUUAUAGACCAAUAUCUGAAACAGACAGCUUAGAGGAUUGCAGAAUAUAUCUAGAGUCUCUGCCAGACACAGAUUCACCAGAACUAUUUGGAAUGCAUACCUGUGCUGAAAGAGCCUUCCUGGCGUCUCAGGCACAAGCCCUUGUUGAUACCCUUGCCAGUUUGCAGCCAGGAGUCAUGACGGACACCCUGAUAAUCAGUGACAGAAAGAGCCAGGAUGAAUUAGUACUGGAAAGAGCAUCUGACAUUCUAAGGCAGCUGCCCCCGACUGUUGAGGAGCAAGAUACAGAACUGACACCUAGAAGUGAAAGCACCUCCAAAAGUAGAGUUACACUGGAGUGCCUCAUGUCAGGACCUACUUGGGCUGUUCUUGCAAAAGCCACUAAAGGACAUGAUCCCUUUAUGAAUUCAGCUUUGUUAACUGUUCUCCGGCAAGAGAUUGACCAAUUUAAUCAUUUACUGGCUGUAGUAAUUCUGUCAUUGCAAUCACUUCAACGUGCUGCUAAAGGGGAGAUUGUCCUCACCCAAGGGUUAGAAGAGCUUUAUCACUCAUUGCUGAGAUCCAGAGUACCUGAGCUUUGGCAGCAAUACUCCUAUAAGUCCUGUAAACCUUUGGGAUCAUGGAUUGAUGACCUUAUCUUGCGAGUGAAUUUCUUUGCAACCUGGGCACACCAGGCCAUCAGCUCUAUACAACUAAGGUAUAACAAUUUAAUGAUGUUGCAGAAGCAAGCCAAAGCAUCCGGGAUAUCAUUUUUGUCACAAAUAACUGAGAAUCCCAAUGUACCUAACACUGGCAUUCAAGGAUGCCCUAAUCAAUUCUGGCUUCCAGGAUUUUUCUUCCCACAAGGCUUUCUUACUGCUGUGCUUCAGAAUUAUGCCCGCCAGAACGGCAUACCAGUGGAUACUCUUACAUUUGUCCAUAGAGUUCUCCCAAUGACUGAGGAUGAAGAAUGUCAUCUUAGAGAUACAAAGCGAAAACAGAAUAUACUUCUCACUGCUUUUAAGGGAUCUUCCCACCCUGAAAAUGGUGUUCUAGUUUUUGGCUUAUAUAUAGAUAGUGCACGAUGGAAUACAACUACCAAUCUGCUGGAAGAGCCCUGGCUUCAGGAGAGAUUUUACCCAUUCCCCAAAAUGGUUUUUAUACCACACAAGGUUAGCACUUGUCCAGAAGAAAAAGACAACCUAAUGCUUUAUGAAUGUCCACUUUACCAAACUCCCCAAAGAGCUGGAAUACUGUCGUCGACAGCGUCUCUGCCUUGGGAGGAAGAACGACGUCUCCCUCUUGCUGGCCGGCCAGGAGACCGAGAUCUUGAUCUGCUCCCACCACGUCUAGAAGGAGAACUUGAAUUGCUUUUCCUAUGCUUAAAUGCUGAUACUGACUGA
Molecule: messenger RNA, 11868 nt
Organism: Gavialis gangeticus (Gharial)
Lineage: Eukaryota; Metazoa; Chordata; Crocodylia; Gavialidae
Gene: DNAH14
Product: dynein axonemal heavy chain 14
Exons: 71
Coding region: 1-11868 (3955 amino acids)
Biological process (GO): microtubule-based movement
Cellular component (GO): dynein complex
Molecular function (GO): dynein light intermediate chain binding; ATP hydrolysis activity; dynein intermediate chain binding
Source: RefSeq, a predicted model, not a curated record